AUGCCCGCGCCGCCUUACAUCCAAUCGGAAACUCCUCGAAAAAGUGGAGCAUCUUUGGGCAGUUACACCCUCAACAACGAGGUGGUUUCUCUCUACUUCCUGGCGCUUUUACGAGCCUAUAUGGAAGCGCAGGACUGCGUCGAGCUGAGUCACUUUCCAGACGCCAAGCAAACAGAAGAGGCAAUGCGACUAGAGGUGAUGAAACGACUGGAACAGAAUGUCUUCAUCUCUUUCGGAGUUCUCUACGUCGUUAUUCAUCUCAUCUUCAUUUUCAUUCUCUGGUUUGAUGUAAGAACGUUGUUACCUACUCGGCGUCUUAAAGUGUUUAGCUUUUCAAUCGAUUUUAUUCCUACCUUCUUAGUAAAGCUAUUUAAUACCUGA
Messenger RNA from Rodentolepis nana, 381 nucleotides. The record is from the annotation of a GenBank genome assembly. NCBI's taxonomy places the organism in Eukaryota, Metazoa, Platyhelminthes, Cestoda, Cyclophyllidea, Hymenolepididae.